Messenger RNA from Peronospora matthiolae, 105 nucleotides. Lineage: Eukaryota; Oomycota; Peronosporomycetes; Peronosporales; Peronosporaceae. The record is from the annotation of a GenBank genome assembly.
AUGAAGCUGGAAUCGCUAGUAAUCGCAAAACAGCAUGUUGCGGUGAAUAUGUUACUGGACUUUGUACACACCGCCCGUCACAUCAGGGAAGUUGAUUGUUUUUAA